UUUUAUUCUUCUCUGUCCCUUUCCCACCCUUUUGCUUGUUUUUCUUACCCUUACACUUGUUCUUUUUAUUUAUCUUAAACUGGACGCUCGGCUUUACACUCACCCUCCCCAGCAGUCGACGUGUUUACAUACCGCCACGGGAAGGACGUUCGCUUCUCCCUCAUAUACAAGGCAAAUAAUUAAGCCAGCACACGGACCGUACCAAGAGAGGGAGAGGAAAAGCUUCAAGACCAACACGGCCCAUCGCUCAGCAUCUUGUCCUCGUCAACCCAGUCAAGAUGGGGGCCGGUAGCAGCAGCAUCAGCGACCUGGCCUCCAAUGCCUACCUGAAGCGCUUCGUUAGCACUGACAUCAUCACGCCCAAUGACCCCUUCUGGAACCAGCUCCUCUCCUUCACCUUCUCCAUGCCCAGCACAAGCUCAGACCACCGGCUGCUGGAGGAGUCCAUAAUGCCUCUCUACGUGGAAUUGGUGCAGAACCACAGCAAGAGUGGCAACGUGGCUUCCCUCAUCCGUGUCUUCCUCUCCCGGGCCACUGAGCUCAAGGCGUCGGCACAGUGUGACAACACUGUGUUUACCUGGCAGGCACAUAAUGCACUGUUCAUUGUGCGCUGUGUGUGUAAGCUGCUCAUCCAACACCUGUCUGAGGAGGAGGUGAUAGAGGUGCUUCAGGCAUCCCCACCCACAGAGGAAGGCAUCUCAACGGAGGACAACAUGACACUGGUGGAGGACUUGGUGACCAGUCUGGUGGAGGUGGUGGUGGAUGUGCCGCUGGUGGGACUGACCUACACGCUGCACCAGGAGGCCACCACCUCUCUCCUCGUCCUCACCUCGGCACUUGUGUUUGCUUCAGGGGAAGACUGCUACCUCUCCGUACUGAAGAUGCUGAUGACGGGCCGGGCUUCCAUACACGCCUGUCUGUUUGUGAAGACGCUACUGAGGCGCUUCAUGGCCCAGGACAAGCCGCCAGCCAAGGGAGAGAGUGGCUCCAUCAUCCUCGGCCUGGCCUCUGGCCUGUGGAAUGUGUUGACGCUGGGCCUGGCAAGCAGUGGGGAAGAGGUGCAGAGCAGCGGGCAGGAGUCUCCCCUGGCGUCCCUCAGUGUGCUGCUGCUGCUGGUGCUGACCAACCACUACACAGCUGACCGCACCACCAGGAACCCCUACAGACAGGCGCUGCUCCAUGCUCAAAACUUCCAUGGAUGGACAAUAGACAGACUUCAGCACUGCCACUCCCUACCCUUUACAGACCCUGCCGAGAGUACCCCGACGCAGGCAGUGGCAACCUUCAAGCUGGAGUUUGCCACGCUGUACAAGGCUCUCUACACCCACCUGCAGGACGACCAGACCACGCUGCUGCUCUACCUCCUGCUGCAUAAAAACGACGACUUCCGCACCUACGUCCUCGCACGCACCGAUGUAGAGAGCCUCGUCCUGCCCAUCCUCCACACCCUCUACCAUGCCCCAGACAGCACCUCACACCACAUCUACAUGUCCCUCAUCAUCCUUCUCAUUCUCUCUGAAGACGACUCCUUCAACAAAACCAUCCAUGAUAUUCCUCUCAAGAACAUCACGUGGUACACCGAGCGCUUCAUCAGUGACAUCUCCCUUGGCGGCCUCCUCAUCCUGGUGGUGAUCCGGACCAUAACUUACAACAUGACCAAGAUGAGAGACAAAUACCUGCACACCAACUGUCUGGCAGCGCUGGCCAACAUGUCAAGUCAGUUCCGUUCGCUGCACCCGUAUGUCUGCCAGCGCCUGGUGAGCCUCUUUGAGACGCUCAGCAAGAGACACACGCGCCUCUGCGAGUCCCUCAGGGCGGCAGAGGACCUCCUGGAUGAGUCCGAGAGUGAAAUGCCUGAUGCACUUGGGGAUGUGGGUGUGCUAGAGGAGGUGCUUCGCAUGGUCCUGGAGAUCCUGAACUCGGUCCUGACCCACCAGCUGGCACACAACCACAAUCUGGUGUACACUCUCCUCUACAAGCAGCACCUCUUCCACCCGUUCUCCACACACCCCAACUUCCAGGAUGUGACGCAAAAUAUUGAAAUGGUCCUCUCAUACCUCAUGGGCCGCCUGGAAACCACCAAGAGGGACCCUGGGGUGCAGGAUGUCCAGGAGGUGAUCCAGCAAGGAGUCCUUCACCUGCCAAAAGACCGACUAAAGAAGUUCCCAGAGCUUAAGUUUAAGUACGUGGAGGAGAAUGAACCUGAGGACUUCUUUAUCCCAUAUGUAUGGACGCUGGUGUACCAAAAGUCAGGUCUGUAUUGGAACCCCAAGUGUAUAUGUAUGUUUGACCCUUCCCAGCCUGAUGGGUAAGCCUCGUCGUGCGCCGGGCGGCCGUAGCUAGACUAUUGAUUCUGUUUUUGUUACACGUUUUGAAAGUUUAUUGUUUGCCACGGGGGUUGGGGAGGGGCAUUAUACAAACCGGUGGUGUCAGGAAGAUAGGGAGCUAAUUUUGUAAAAGUUUUGUAUGAAGUCACUCUUGCUUGGGUGUGGCUGUUGGGCAUGAGUCUAUUUAUUAUGUAGUGGCAGUCUAGGAAGCAGGUAUUAUUACUCUAUGGGAUCUGAUAAAGUAGCUGCAUGAUUUCACUAUUUAAAACAUGAGCAGUCACCUCCACUGCUGCAAGACCCACCCAGACCUGUUAUUCCUGUCUCUGCCUCAAGAACAACUUUAGCAUCGAUUGAUCAUCUGUGGCACCACCAGUAGUCUUUGUUUUGUGUCGCAUUCACUUAUCACCUUCACCACAGGGUUGGCAGCUCUGGGUGGUACAUGCAAGAAUGGAGCCACCUGAAAUCUUUAAGUAGAUACACUAUUACAUGAUAUAAAUGGGGUGCUACAAUCUUUUAUAAGAAAAUUAUUUGCAUUUAUGAAAAACAAAUUGUUGUGGCCUUUUGCCCAGAUGCUCAUUUCAGGACAAGUGUCUUUUUUCACUUUGUCCUUUAAAUAAAAGAAAACUAGUACUACAGGCAUCAUCAACUCCGCUUGAAAAGUGUCUGCAAAAAACAUGAAGCAUCCACCACAGAAACUAAUGUGAAAAACAUUUUUUUAAAGUUUUAUCAGUUUGUAACCUAGUUUUGCAACCAACCAAAACUUUUAUAAGUCUGUCAACACAGAGACACACCAAGAGAACAAUGCCCACUUCAGUGCUGUUUGUACAUGUACUGCUACACUACAUUUUCUUACUUGUUAGGCUUUUGGUGCUGCAGGGCUUGGACCAAUGCAUUCAGAUGGCUCUUAUCAACCUCAGAGCCACAGGUAAGGCUCAAGUUUUGGUUUGAGAGGCUGGAAGUGUGUUAAAAAAAUUAAUAGCAAGGCAUACAGGUCAUAGUGUAAGCUCUGUUUGGUGCCUGGUACUCAUGACCUCCCUCCUAACCUUAUGGCACCAAGAAAACAAGUUCCUGGGAGGUUGAGGAAGACAUUUUAGGGUGCUGAUAACCAGUGGUAUGAUGUUAGGAGGGAAAUCUUGUGUGGUAGCAACCAGGUGGCAGAUAGAGCUCUCAGUAAGGCCUGCAUGCCUUGCUUUUUAUUAUUUUAAAAUAUUUCCAACCUUUAAAGCCAAGAUCUGUGCCUUUUCUGUGGCACUGAGGUUGGUUAAGAUAUGUCUGGGUGUAUUGGUCCAAAAACUGCUGCACCAACAACCUAACAAUUAAAACAAUAUAGUGUAGCAGGAAACAUUCAAGCAGCACUGAGGCAGGAACUGAGAGUUGUAGUGUUUUCCUGGCGUGUCUUUGUGUUGACAGACAUAAGAAAGUUUGGGUCAGUUGCCAGCCUAGGCUGCAAGCCACAAAAAUGUCACAGGGCUUUUUCACAUUGGUUUGUGUGUGCUAGCGCUCUGUACUUUUUGUGGACACUGUACCGAGUCCAGGUAAUUAGUACCUUCUAACUUAGGUAUUACUAGUUCAUCCUUCCAUGUGUUUGUGGCUGUGAGUCACAACAGUGUGCAUGACUUGGGUGAGCACCUCUGGUCAGGUCCAAGAUGAAGGUAUGAACACUUUAUCAAUGGGAUGUCAAUCUUCAUAGGGUCAAGUAGGUCAAACACAGCAGCUGGCAUAUUUCAACCAUGACACUCCUCAAUACAAUUAUGUGAAAAUUGUUAUCUGUGAACUUAGUUUCACUCACACUUGCAACCUUACUUGGUGUUGAGAGGCUCCCACAGGUCUGUGCAUUAACCCCUCAGAGCCGCAAAAGUUUUUCUCGGGUGAUCUCUCAUGACACAAGUCAUCGAAAAAUACACUUCGAAACUGUGAAAAAGUCAUAAAAGAUGUUUUAUAGAAAAUUUUCUGGCGCACCCUGCUGUGAAAUUCGUUUCUUUUUAGGAUGUCACAUUUGGCUGGAAUUCCAUGAUUCCCGAAAAAUUUCAACUUUUUACUGGUGCGACGUACAUAAAAAAAUAUUGGAGAAAAGUUGCUCAUUUUAUCACAAUGGAGUCUGAGAAAUAUAGUUUAUAAUCUUUGAUGAGGAAAUUUACUGCCUACAGAGAGCCAAAGUUGUGGUGAAACUCAAUAAAUAAUUUUGGUAAUUUUUUGUAGUUUUUUUCAUUCUGGAGUGAAUCGUAUUGAAUAAAAGUUGUAGAAAAUCAUCCGUAUAACUUAACUGUGAAAUCAGAUUAUGAUUUGGACUGACCGUUUGGCUGGAAUUCCAUGAUUCCUGAAAAAUUCCAUCUUUAUACUGGUACAACGUACAGGAAAAUUUAUAGAAGAAAAGUUGCUCAUUUUAUUGCGAUGUUCUGAAAAAUAUAGUUUAUAAUCUUUGACCUGGAAAUUUACUGCCUAUAGAGAGUCAAAGUUGCAGUGAAACUCGAAAAAAAAAUUUUUUUAGUUUUUCAUUCUAUAGUGAAUCUCAUUGAAUAAAAGUUGUAGAAAAUCAUCCAUAUAACUCAACUGUGAAAUCAGAUUAUGAUAUGGACUGACCGUUUGGCUGGAAUUCCAUGAUUCCCAAAAAAUUCCAACUUCUGCUGCCCACUCUUUUGAACUCUCCUGUGAACAAGAUAUUGGUUCAUUUCUAGAACAUCAGGUAAAUCAGCGGAGGUGUCAAGAUUACGCUCAGCAUGCACACGAUGAGCAGAAACUAAAGGAAGACUGCCAAAACAGAUAUGCUGAGGGAAUAUAAUCGCUCUGCAGAUGCCAUGAUGCGUAGGCAGAAACCGUAGACUAUUUUUAGCACAGAGUCGUCUAAGGGGCAAAAGAGGUGCCAGUUAGUCACUUAGGAUCGACAUAUACAUAGUUACGCGCGCCAUUCAAUUUCCAGAGAGCUUCUCGUUUUCCAGCGCUGGCGUCAUGCUCGUCACCCACGUCAGAAAAAAUUAUAUGACACCAGCGUCAUAGUCAUUGUUAAGGGAUUAAGGGAAAACUAAGUGGAAGCAACACCAAAAGGCUGGGAUGCACUACACUCACCAGCAGUUGUCUGUGGCACCUUCAUCUACCAUAUUCAGCUUUGAGAGCACCAGUGGAUCCAGCCAUGAUAACUGGUUCAGAAAGCAGCAAACACACACUGCCUCCCAAGUGUGCAUUAAGCCAACUUAUAACAAAUUUAAUGAGUCCUCACGUUGAUGGUGUUAAAACCUGCACUGUGGCCAUGCAUACCUCUUCAUCCAAGUCACACAAGUGACUGAUGCUUCCAGAGUGACCUUCAUAUUUAUAGUUUUUGGUAAAAUUUUCCUUAUUAAUGUCUCAUAAAAAUUUGAAUAACUGAGUGAAGUUUUUCUUGUACUUCUCAGUCCUGCAUCUUUACAAAACAGUGAGAUCCUGGUUCACUUCUCUCCUUACUGUUUGAGUUUGCUGCAGAAAACAAUGGAGUUUGACUGGCAUGAAGGCAGCGUUGGGUGAUGCACAGGCUCACUUACUACUACUGUGCUGCCAUACUUUGUUGAAUAACCUUUUUGAUUUAUUGGGUUAAAUUUCAUAAGUGCCUCUAAAAAUAACAUUACCAUUCUGCUGCAGUGUUAGGGAUGGUAUUCAAAUAACACAAGAUUAUUUUCAGAGUUUCUCAUUACUUUAGUAUAUGCACACCAGUUACACAUAAAACUACAGGAAGACAAGAAUAUGUGACUGACAUUACUUCUUCCCUGAAGUCUCCCUAACACUGAUGCACUCAACUGGUCACUCACUACAUCCAUCCAUCUCUACUCUGAAUUCCCUUGUGUUACUUAAUUGUCUUUGAUUUCUGUGUUUGUCAACUUCUGUGCAUAUUUCCAGUGGUGUAAAGAAGUGUUUAUUUAUUUGUUUUUCUCUCAUAAUUUCCUACUUCACUAGAAUUAUUGUAUUGCAGUUUUUGGUCAGAACAUGAGUGAUUGUCAUGAAUGUGUACAUAUAGAAAAUGUAAACCUGUAGUAUUUAUAUUCUUAUGUAAUCAUUUCUGAUAUCAAAGUAUUUUUAAGAACUUUA
This is a messenger RNA of Eriocheir sinensis (Chinese mitten crab), 6380 nucleotides long. Its product is annotated as dymeclin-like. The record is from RefSeq and is a predicted model, not a curated record. Gene Ontology annotation, biological process: Golgi organization. Bases 279 to 2312 code for a protein of 677 amino acids. The transcript has 12 exons. NCBI's taxonomy places the organism in Eukaryota, Metazoa, Arthropoda, Malacostraca, Decapoda, Varunidae. Gene Ontology annotation, cellular component: Golgi apparatus.